Messenger RNA from Rotaria sp. Silwood1, 2736 nucleotides. The record is from the annotation of a GenBank genome assembly. Lineage: Eukaryota; Metazoa; Rotifera; Eurotatoria; Philodinida; Philodinidae.
AUGUGGCGAGCACAAGAAAAUAUUGAAGAUAUUUUUGCAGAAUUUCAUGAUGAUUUUAAUGUUGAUGAAGAGACAAGUAUUCAAUUCAAUAAGAGACAUAGGCAAUUCGUAAAAGAAUAUGACGAUGAUUUAUUUGAUUUGGAAGAAUGUCUACAGUUAGAUCAGAAUUUAGUUGGUGUAACCGAUAACGAACAAGAAAAACAACAAUAUUUAUCUAUAAAAUUAAGUGACUUAGCGGCGUCACAGAAAGAAUAUGAAAGCUCUGCUCAAUGGAACGCGACAAAUCGAGCCAAAACAGAAAAUAUCACCUCCACUCAAAUGAUACCCAAAUAUUUAUCAUAUGAAAGUAAAGAAUUCGAUCAGAUGAUCCUCGAUCUUCGUCGACACACUGGCACUUCUAUUUAUACCGAAGAAUUACGAGCGAUUGCAUUUCUCAUUGAUCAACUUCAACGUAUUGAAUUACAAAAACGUCUUUAUACAACAUAUUUACGUUCUGGUCAGGGUACAUUAGUAGAAAAUAAAGAACCAUCGCUACUAUUGUGGCCUUCGGACCUAAAAUUAAGAAUGAUUGCAGAAAAUGAAACGAAAGCCACACAUCCCAACGAAAUCUAUCACGAUGAAUGUAUAAAAUAUACGGAGAAGAUUUUAGACAAAUAUAGAAUCCAAACGGACGACCACCAAAAUCAAUUGGAAGAGAAAAAGAAACACUUACGCAACCGUUGGACAAGUAGAAUUGAAGAAGUUAUUAUGAAAUUUGUUCAGGAAUAUGCGAUUGCUCUAUAUCGAAUACCUAUUGAAAGAGAAAUUAUCCGCAUUGAAUAUGAUAUGUUUGAUCGAUUAUGUGAACUUGAAUUUUGUAGUCAAAAUCCAAAUCUAUACCAAAAACAAUUAUUCGAAUCUCUUACAGAAAAGAAAUUUGUUAUGGAGAAAUCAAAACUAGAACUUGCUCUAUUAAAACAACGUGUCACUCUUCAUCAUCUACCGAAAUCGUUUGAUAAACUCGAAAUAUCGAAACCUACGUCAAUAGAUACAAUCAUGGAUACCCAGACAGUUUCAUUACUAAAAAGUCGAUGUGAUAAAAUUUUACAGCGAACCAAAACUGAUUUAAUACAAGUUUAUAUUGACGCUGCUCAAAUUCGAGCAGAUCAAUCUCGAUUCCAGUUUAAUGAUGCAAUGAAUAAAUUAAAAGAAAAUGUAUCAACACAUCCAUCAUAUAAAAUAUUAACUAAAGAUAUUAUUGAAAAAAAAGCUGAAAUGACUCACUCAGGCGAUUAUUUCGAAGCAGAUGUCGAUCGAUUUGAUGAUAUCUUUCAUAAAUAUGGUGACGACAUAGAUGAAGAUGAAGACAAAAAUAUUGAUUUUGAUAAUCUUCAACAAAGAAUUAUUGAAGAAGAAGUAGAUGAACAUAACGACAAUGAUGGCAUCGAGCACAUAAUUCCAGUUGGAGAGGUACUUGAUAAUGCCUCAACUGUAAUUGUAGUAGAUCUUACAGCAGAAGAGGAUGCUUUGUCUCAAAAACUUAGUCAACUUUCAGCUUCCAAUGAAGCAAAGAUAACGACACAUCAGGAACAAUCGAAUGAAUCAAAAAGUAGAAAGCGUCCUGUGUUAACACCAACAACUACUUCACAAGCGGUACAAACAAUUAAAAAGCUAAAAACAAGUGAUGAUAAAGAGCAAUCCAAUUGUACUUUACCCCGAUAUCUUUCAUCGGCGAAUGAAGAUUUUGAAAAAAACAUGGCUAAUGUUCUUCGAAACAUACCUCAUUCUUCUAUUACUAUGGAAGAUUUACGGCAUAUUGCACAUCUUAUACAUAACAUUGAAGUUGCUGAACAUGAUAAAUCUCUAUGGACAGCAUUUUUAUUAUCGGGUACAGGUAAAAUGACAAAGCAAGAGUCAUCUAAAUCUUCGAAACAAAUUACUACAGCGACAACAUCGAGUGAGUUUAAUCUCACUUCAAAAGUUUUUUUCUGGCCUGAACAAGUUAAAUCGAAAAUGAAAUCUGAUGAUCAUAAUGCUUGCCUCAAAUAUGUUGAAGAAGUUUUAAAAAAAUAUGACCAGCAAAUCGUCAAUUAUCAAGCUCAAUUAAAACAAAUAAAAGAACGUUUUAUAAAUAUAUUCACAAGCGAAAUGGAAGAAGUUGUUAUAAAAUUUGUAUUACGUUAUGGUGUUUCUUUACAUAAAAUAAUUAUUGAAAACGAAAUAGCUACUGUCGAACAUAAUUAUAAGGAUCAUUUAAUUCAAUUAGAAUUUUAUAAUGAACAACCUAAUAAUUAUCAGAAAGAAGUAUUCGAAAAUCUUAGAACAGCAAGACAUGAUAAAGAAAUGGCGAAACUUGAAGUGGCAAUAUUAAAACAAUCUGUUAUUCAUAAUCAUUUACCAAAAUCAUUUCAAUCACUUGAUAUACCUACAUCCAUAUCAUUGAAUACUAUUAAUGAUCCGAGAAUUCGACAACGUUUAUAUGAAAAAUGUCAAAAAAUUUUACAAAAAACAAAAUCUGAUAUGAUGUUAGUAUAUAUUGCUGCAGCUGAAACGAAAAUGAAUGAAACUCAAGAAAAAUUCAAUAAACUUCUGGUUGAUAUGCAAGAUAGACAACAUUCAGGUCCAGAUAAUAAGCGAUUAACUAAAAAUAUGAUAUCUAUUAUGGAAAAACGCUUUAAAAAUAUCAAUGAACAUAUUAUUCAUCUUUAUAAAGUGAAACUACAUUAUUUCGACGUAGCUCCGAUGGUCAAGAAUUAG